GAUCGAUCACUGACCACGCACCGCACCGGCGGCGGGAUCCUGAUCCGCCUCUGCUCGCUGUGCUCGGCCGGCUCACCGCCGGGAGUGUCACCUGCGCAUUUCUUUCAGAGUCGGUCGGCUUGCAAAGCAAAGAGACGAUGGCGCCGACGACGACGCUCAUCGUCACCGUGAACCUGGAAUGCUGCCGCUGCAGCAGCAAGAUCCAGAAGAUCCUCUGCGGCAUUCAGCAAGAAGGAGAGUUCACCAUCGAGAAGAUCGUGUACGAGAAGGACAAGGUGUUGGUCACAGGCCCAUUCGACGCCGACAAGCUGUCCUGCAAGCUGUGGUGCAAGGCGGGAAGGAUCAUCAAGGACAUCCAGGUCGCCAAACCAAAAGACGAAAAGCCUAAAAACCCUUCAUGCAAGCUGGUAUACCCUUAUUACCCUUGCUACCCUUUCCAGCUGUGCCCGCAGCAGCAGCCCGGUGCAUGGCCCUGCAGCGGCGGCUGCCCACAUCCUCACUGUGGGUGCCAGUCCAAGCCGCCGCCGCCGCCGGUUCCACCACCACCUCCACCUCCACCUCCGCCGCCCAUGCCGCCGGCGUGCCAGUGCUCCACGUGGCCGUCGUGCUACUGCGGCGGCUACCCGCCGCCCAUGCCGCCGUCGUGCCAGUGCUCCACGUGGCCGUCGUGCUACUGCGGCGGCUACCCGCCGCCCAUGCCCUACCCGAUGAUCGUCUGCGAUGACAGCCCGCCCUAUGGCGCCUGCACCGUGAUGUAAUGCUGCUGCUACUCUUUUCCCUGCCGUAACAAAUUAAAGCAGGGCCGGGGUCAUAUAUCGCAGCCUGUAUUCAUGCCUACAUAUAUACGAGAGCUAGCGGCUCUCCAUUACCUAAAGAAAAUGUUCUCCUGUGUAUUUCAUUGCCAGUACUGUAUCAAUUAGUAUAGUUACCGGUGUGUACCAUAAACCUCACGGCAGUUCAUCAAUUAUAUGUUGUUUUCCGCCCA
Molecule: messenger RNA, 985 nt
Organism: Zea mays
Lineage: Eukaryota; Viridiplantae; Streptophyta; Magnoliopsida; Poales; Poaceae
Product: extensin
Source: RefSeq, marked provisional